AUGUGUGGCCAGCAUGAAGAUGGGGACGCGAACUCCUCCACUGCCGUCAUCUCGCCGUCGCCCUCAUCGACUCCCUUCCCCUGGGAAUCCGGCAUCUAUGAUGCUCAUUGCCACCCCACAGAUACCAUGUCGACCGUCGACCGCAUCCCCGCCAUGCGCGCCGCUGCUCUAACUGUCAUGGCCACCCGGAGCCAAGACCAGGCUCUCGUCGCUGAGAUUGCUACGUCCCACGGCGUUCGCUCAAAGUACGAAAUGUCUCAGGGUCAUCUGAUCCCCUCCUUUGGCUGGCAUCCGUGGUUCUCCUACCAGCUAUUCGACGACACCGUGCCCGAGGCUGAGAGGACCUACCCCGAGGGCCAGCCCGACGCGAAGACGCGCCAUUACCACGCCGUCCUAGCCCCCGCCCCAGAGGACCCCGACUUUCUCGACGCCUUGCCCACCCCGCGUUCUUUGUCAUCCUUUUUGGCCGAUACGCGCCGCCGCCUCCAAGACCAUCCCCUUGCUCUAGUCGGUGAGGUUGGUCUCGACAAGGCCUUUCGCCUGCCCGAAGGAAGGACCGACGCUGAUGAGUCCUCGCGUGACCGGACCCUGACCCCGGGCGGUCGUGAGGGGCGUCGUCUGGCGCCUCAACAUGUCAAGAUGCCCCACCAGGUUGCCGUGCUGAAAGCCCAGCUGGCGCUUGCGGGUGAGCUCGGCCGCCCUGUGAGCGUCCAUGGCGUCCAGGCCCACGGCCUUCUCCACGAUACCCUCUCUUCACUGUGGAAGGGUCACGAGAAGGAGGUCGUCAGCAGGAAAAAGAAGCGCCUCGUUGCCGAGGGAGCCGAGGAUUUUGAUUCUGACGAUGAGCCCGAGGAGGAUAACUUUGGCCGAAAAAACGUGCCGCCGAAGCCGUAUCCCCCACGGAUAUGCUUACACUCGUACUCUGGGUCCGCCGAGAUGUUGAAGCAGUACACUAACCCGGCCAUCCCGGCCCGUAUAUUCUUCUCCUUCUCUUCCGCUAUUAACUUAGGGACCAAGGCAGGAGCUGACAAAAUCGUCGAGGUCCUCCAGGCAUGUCCCGACGACAGCCUUCUGGUGGAAAGCGACUUACAUAUCGCCGGCGAGGAAAUGGAUGCCAGACUGGAAGAGAUGUACCGCAAGGCCUGCGAGGUCAAGGGAUGGGGCCUUCAGGAAGGCGUCGAGCGCAUAGGGAGGAACUACCGGAACUUCAUAUUUGGCUGA
Molecule: messenger RNA, 1221 nt
Organism: Colletotrichum higginsianum IMI 349063
Lineage: Eukaryota; Fungi; Ascomycota; Sordariomycetes; Glomerellales; Glomerellaceae
Product: Cut9 interacting protein
Exons: 1
Coding region: 1-1221 (406 amino acids)
Molecular function (GO): hydrolase activity, acting on ester bonds
Source: RefSeq, a predicted model, not a curated record